Molecule: messenger RNA, 1413 nt
Organism: Dovyalis caffra
Lineage: Eukaryota; Viridiplantae; Streptophyta; Magnoliopsida; Malpighiales; Salicaceae
Source: the annotation of a GenBank genome assembly
AUGGACGGUUCCCAGACUAUUAGUCGUCUAAAGGGUUCACUAGGCCAUCAGUUCUUGUUAUUUAUCAUUUGGUUAUCCAGUUUCCAAGUUGCUGUGGCUUUGCAGACUCUGCUUGAGCCCAAUCAUGUUUCUUCAACGUCUGAGCUAGCAACUCCACCUAUUUCUGGACUUUUUGGUCCUAUUGAAAUAUCACCUGCUGUCCUCCCACGUAACCCUUAUCCUGGUGAAUCUUUGGCUCCUAUGUACCCGACUUUUCCCACCACAUAUGAGCCAAAAUUAACUGGGAAAUGCCCUGUAAAUUUCACCGCCUUGUCAAAUGUCAUAGACAGAACUGCAUCUGAUUGCUCUCAACCCUUGGCAGCUCUUGUAGGAAAUGUAAUAUGCUGUCCGCAGCUUGGUAGUUUGCUCCACAUCUUCCAGGGUUAUUACAGUGUCAACUCUGAUAAGUUGGUUCUGCAGAAUGCAGUUGCUGAUGAUUGUUUUUCAGAUAUCAUUAGUAUACUAGCCAGCAGAGGGGCCAAUAUCACCAUACCUACACUUUGCUCUGUUAAAUCAUUAAAUCUUACUGGUGGGUUGUGUCCAGUCAAGGAUGUCGUUAACUUUGAGAAAGCGAUAAAUACAAGCAAAUUACUGGAAGCCUGCAGUACUGUCGAUCCUCUUAAAGAGUGUUGCAGACCAAUUUGCCAAUCUGCAAUCACUGAAGCUGCUCUUAGGAUUUCUGGGACACAAUUGCCAAUCAAUGAUAAUAAAGAGUUAGUGACCGAGCCUAAUCAUAAUGAUCCUCUUAGUGAUUGUAAAGGGGUGGUAUAUUCAUAUCUCUCUAGGAAGCUAUCAGCAGAUGCUGCAAAUACUGCAUUCCGGAUAGUGUCUGCCUGCAAAGUUAAUAAGGUUUGCCCUUUGAAUUUCACACAGCCAUUAGAAGUUAUUAAAGCAUGUCGAAAUGUAGCUGCUCCCAGUCCCUCCUGCUGUAGCUCAUUAAAUACAUACAUUGCUGGGAUACAAAAUCAAAUGUUAAUUACAAACAAGCAGGCGAUAAUCUGUGCAACAGUUUUGGGGUCCAAGCUACGACAAGGCGGGGUCAUGACAAAUGUAUAUGAGCUUUGUGACAUUGACUUGAAAGAUUUUAGCAUCCAAGCAUAUGGACAACAAGGGUGUCUACUUCGAAGCUUGCCUGCCGAUGUUAUAUUGGAUAAUUCGACAGGUUUCAGUUUUACAUGUGACUUGACUGACAACAUUGCAGCUCCAUGGCCCUCGUCAUCCUCCAUGUCAACCUUGUCUCUUUGUGCCCCAGAGAUGUCCUUGCCUGCCUUGCCGACAUCACAGAUAAAAAACUCUGGCAAUCGUGGUGGUGAGUUGCAGUUGCUGCUGGUACCCAUUUUUUCAUUUUUUAUUUUCAGUCCAUUGUUGAACUGA